Sardina pilchardus (European sardine) is the source of this 4227-nucleotide messenger RNA. It is a transcript of the gene apol1, whose product is annotated as apolipoprotein L, 1. Gene Ontology annotation, biological process: lipoprotein metabolic process; lipid transport. NCBI's taxonomy places the organism in Eukaryota, Metazoa, Chordata, Actinopteri, Clupeiformes, Clupeidae. Gene Ontology annotation, molecular function: lipid binding. The record is from RefSeq and is a predicted model, not a curated record. Gene Ontology annotation, cellular component: extracellular region; membrane. The coding region runs from base 159 to 3422 and encodes 1087 amino acids. The transcript is spliced from 37 exons.
ACAGAGAGCGAAACGGUAGGAAUAAGGAACUGCGAUUUCGAUCGAGACCACGCCAUAAGUGACCUUCGUGUGUCGUUAUUUUACGUGUCUGAAACUGGUAGAGUGCACACAUUGCAUUAGUGGACUACAUAUUUUAUAAAGGCUACAAGGCAGGUGACAUGGAAUGGGGAAGCCGAUAUGAGACGCUGGACUUGGAUUGCGAGGAGAGCACAAGGACGGAGAAAAGUGCAUUUAGUGGAAUGUUCAAAAGGGCAUCAAAAAUCUCAGAAAGCUCAGGACCUGCAGAGGAACAAAAUGGCAAUCUCUCAAAAAGCAAUGAUAAUCUCUCUGACAACAGCAGCUUGAAGGAGAAAGCCGGUGUGUUUGGUGGGAUGUUUAAGAAAAGCUCUAAACCAGCACAGGACAGUUUGUCAAACAAGCUCUCGGCGAGUGAUGACAGUCUCAGCGAUAAUAACAACAGCAAGGAGAAAGGAGGAAUGUUGGGUGGGAUGUUCCGGAAGUCUCCCAAACCCCCUGGAGGCGUUGACCAGGCCUCCCUGGCUAUUGACAAAGACCUUUCUGCCAGCAAUGACUGUCUUUCUGAGAAUAGCUCAAACAAAGAGAAAUCUGGCAUAUUGAGUGGGAUGUUCAAAAAGCCAAAUCACAAGCGCACAGCAUCACAGGAUAACCUGUGUGAUCAGAGUGAUGUAUCCGCCAGCAAUGACAGUCUCUCAGAGAGUAGCUCAAACAAAGAGAAAUCUGGCAUAUUGAGUGGGAUGUUCAAAAGGCCAAAUGUCAAGCGCACAGCAUCUCAGGAUAACCUGUGUGAUCAGAGUGAUGUAUCCGCCAGCAGUGACAGUCUCUCAGAGAGUAGCUCAAACAAAGAGAAAUCUGGCAUAUUGAGUGGGAUGUUCAAAAGGCCAAAUUUCAAGCGCACAGCAUCACAGGAUAACCUGUGUGAUCAGAGUGAUAUAUCCGCCAGCAAUGACAGUCUCUCAGAGAGUAGCUCAAACAAAGAGAAACCUGGCAUGUUGAGUGGCAUGUUCAAAAGGUCUCCAAAACCAAAUCAUAAGCGCACAGCAUCACAGGAUAACCUGUCUGAAAAGAGUGAUAUAUCUGCUAGCAGUGACAGUCUCUCAGAAAACAGCAACCCCAAGACUGGGAUGAUGGGAAAGAUUCUGAGGAAUCCAUUUCACUCCACUGCUCAGGAUAAGGAGAAGACAGAAAAAUCUUCAGAUGUAAAGGCUUCACGGUCAAAACAGGAGAAGGAUUCAGAUUCCGAGACAGAAGAGAUGGCUGACAGUGACGGACACUCCGGUCACAAGCAGAAUGCACUGGUCGGAGCCAUGUCAAAACUGAAUCCAUUCCGUCAUGCCAACAAAGAUAAAGAGUCAGAAAAGGAUGAUGAAGAUGAGUCCUCUGGCAGUGAAAACCAUUCCCAUCGCAAACAGAAUGUUAUGGUUGGAGCCCUAACGAAAUUGAACCCAUUUCGCUCCGCUCCCAAAAAACUCAACUCCGAGAUGGAAUCUGACGAGGAGCUAGAGCGAGACAAGGACGAGAUGAAAACGCAGAACCAAGGAGAGGAGAAAGAGAGAACAGCCCGCACGACUCUGGUCCCUCCCCGUCCCAGUGACAAGGAGCGGAGCAGCGCAGCCUCCAACAGCCAGCUGGGGAAAACCACAGCAAAGGAGAGAGAGGUCAGUGGUAAUAUGACUCAGAGAGAGAACAAGAGCAUGGCUAGACCUCCCCUGGUUCCACCCAAACCUAAGGAGAAGGAGCUGACGGCAAGAAUGAAAGGGAAUGAACUCAAGGAGACACAGUCUAAAGAACAACAGGGUGAUGGUGAGAGUGGGGAGCCCACACAUGGUGGGGAGGAGGCCAUUCAGCCUACCACAAAGAAGGCAAAGAAGCCUAAGAAUCCGUUCCUCUCACAGAACAAAGCCUCAGCGCUGAAGACUGGGCAGGGAGAGGCGUCUGGUAGUGAUCAUCUGGAGGAUGAAAGUGAUGAUGGGCUUGAAGAUAGGAAGGAACUCUGCACAGAAGAAAAGAAAGCAGAAGAAGAAGUGUCAUCUACAAAACCAAAGAAGAAGAAGAAAAAAGUCAAAAAUCCAUUCAUGGCUCAUGUUGCUGAAAAGCAGCAGGGUAAAAAGAAGAAAGAGGCAGAGGAGCGAGCCCAAGGGGAUAACUCUGCUGAGGGCCAAAAUAAGUCGCUGUUCGAUCAGCUGGAUGAGUACCGUUUUGAUAAGGAUGAGGAAGAAGACAAGGAUCUGGAUGGCUUGAUGGAGUGGUGGAAUACAGUAGAACAAUGGGAAGACAUGCCACAGAAUGAUGACAUGACAGAGAAAGAAGAGGCAAAAGCCUUUGCUGUGACUGCUGAGAAAGUACAGAAAGGUAUCCGCGUCUUCAACAAGCUGUUCACCGAGCGGGCCGAGGGACUGUGGCAGCACGUCAUCGACCUGAACGCCAUCGCGGAUGGCCUCGACCGCUUCAACAAGAGGACCAAGAUCGCCCAGAUUACCGGAGGCUCCACCAGCGCCGUUGGAGGCGUUGCUACCAUCACCGGGUUGGCCUUGGCUCCGUUCACCUUUGGAACAUCGCUGAUUGUGACCGCCGUGGGCCUGGGCGUGGCGACAGCAGGUGGACUCACCUCUGCCUCCGCCGGCAUCUCUAACCAGGUGAACAACUCGCUUGACCGCAAGAAGGUAGAGCGCAUCGUGGAGGACUACCAGGAAAAGAUGGGCGACCUCAACAAGUGCAUGAAGUUCAUCAAGCAAGGGAUCGAGAACCUGCGCAGGUUCGACCUUAUCAAGUUGAAGAAGCAGGCCUACAACCAGGACUUCCCGGCCCUCAACAACAUCUACGAGGAUGGGGCCAUGGCCGGCAAGGCCAUUCUCAUCAAUGCCAACGAGAUCAUGCGUGUGGUGCAGAUUGCCAACGUGGCCGGGAGCACUGCGGCGCGAGCCGUGCAGAUCGCCAGCAUGGCCACGGGCGUCCUAACGGGACUCUUUGUGGGCAUGGACAUCUAUUUCGUGGCCAAAGACUCCCGCGAGCUCAAGAAAGGUGCCAAGUCGGAGUUCGCCGGCAAGAUCAGGGAGGUGGCGGAACAGCUGCAUGCCGGGCUGGUGGAGCUCAACGGUAUCCGCGAGGAGCUGCAGUCCACCAGCUCCUCAGAGGGCAAAGCCGAGAACAUUCAGCCAGAGAACAUGGACGAUAUUGAUGACAUUGAUGAAAUCAAACGCAAAAUUAAGAGUGUUCCUCCCGAGAGGAGGGACGAUACCGAUGACAUUGAUGAAAUCAAGCGCAAACUAAAGAUGAACCCACCCCCGAGUGCUGACGAUGUUGAUGACAUUGACGAAAUCAAGCGCCAGCUCAAAAAUAACCCACCUCCAAGUACGGACGAUUCUGACGACAUUGACGAAAUCAAGCGCAAGGCUAAGAAUUGAGCUUCCCAGCUCCCUUACACCAAACACUAAACAUACUCAAGUAACUAAAUCAUGCCUUAAACUGAAAAAAAAACAAAACAGGCAAGGCCAAACCACAUUCUCAGUGAGUCCUUCCAGUUGCCUCCCUUAUCACCAUGGUCCACAUUAUUUAUUUGUGUCACUCCAUAUUACACGGCAACAUGCGGCCUCGCCCUCUAAGCUCUCUAAGCCCUUUCUGGUUCUACCACUUUGCCUCUGUAUGCACUAUCAGACUUGAACGGGCUAUGCAAAAGCUGUUGUUGCUGCUCUGUAGGUAUUUAGCUAGCCAAACAGCCAGCUGUUAAGCAAGUGUAAAAAUGCAUAUCUGCUGCACUAUACUGUAGAUGGAUCAUGAGAAAAGUAACAAACGCCUGUGUAAAGCCUCAGGACAUGCUUUGAUUUCAAUGUGUGUAUGUCUAUUUUAGCUUCGGUUUUUAAACAGUUAUUCAACCACUACCUCUCCGUUUCAAGAAUUUAUGUACAAAUUUUAAAGACUUAACUGUCGACCACUGGCACAAAACUAAUAUAUCGAUUUAUUAUUCUAUCUAGUUUUUAUUUUAAGUUUAUGUGGGUGCAGGUAGGUCUAUCUACUGUAAGUUGCUGUAAUGUAAGAAUUAAACUGGAAAACAGGGUUAUUUAAAUGGUGACUCUUGGGUUUUACAUCUCUGUCAGAACUCUUGUUUUAGAUUUCUGUUAAUAUAUUAACAUAAUUUUAUUAUAAGUUUUUGUGAUUUCAUUCUUUUAAAUUGAUGUUUGUUAUUAUUGAAUAAAGUAUCUUUGAAUUUAA